Molecule: messenger RNA, 5129 nt
Organism: Selaginella moellendorffii
Lineage: Eukaryota; Viridiplantae; Streptophyta; Lycopodiopsida; Selaginellales; Selaginellaceae
Product: endoribonuclease Dicer homolog 3a
Exons: 29
Coding region: 12-4967 (1651 amino acids)
Biological process (GO): siRNA processing
Cellular component (GO): nucleus; cytoplasm
Molecular function (GO): ribonuclease III activity; ATP binding; RNA binding
Source: RefSeq, a predicted model, not a curated record
GCCAGGAAGCGAUGGAAAUUCCAGAUGAUCCGCUGGUGCUCAACUGUAAGAAGCGCAAGGCGCAGAAGCAGGCAUCCAAGGCUAAGAAAUCGAAGAUCGUAGUCACUGAGAAAUGCGAGAUAAUCGCUGCUCCAGCUGCAAGGCCUGCUGUGGUGGAUUUUGAGCCGAGGAGCUAUCAGCUGGAAGUUCUUGAGAAAGUUUUGAAGGAGAACACAAUCGUUUUCCUUGAGACCGGGGCUGGGAAGACACACAUUGCCGCGAUGCUCUUCAAUAAGCUAGCGGAUCGUCUCUCGAUGCCCGAGGAGAAGCGCAUCGGUGUUUUUCUCACUCCGACUGUGGCUCUUGCUGAUCAGCAAGCGAACGUUAUAUCGUCAAGCACACGUUUAAAGGUGGGGGUUUAUCAUGGCGGCCAGAUGGAUACUUGGGACGUUAGAAAAUGGAGCGAGGAGAUUGAUUCGCAUCAGGUGUUAGUGAUGACCGCGCAAGUUCUGUUUAACUCGCUCCAGCUAUCGGCAAUCAGAAUGGAAAUGAUCGAAGUUUUGAUUUUUGACGAGUGCCACAGGGCUCAAAAUAACCAUCCAUAUGCUUCGGUCAUGAAGACUUACUAUCAUACUUCGACGUUGAAACUUAAACCGAGAAUUUUUGGAAUGACUGGAUCUCUCGUCGCAACGAAAGUCUCUACCUGUGAGGAUGGGAAGCUUUGCAAGGAGAUGAGAGAUCUUGAGAGCCUUUUAGACUCCAAGAUUUACACAAUAACAUCUCGAGCAGAGCUUGAAGAGAAAGUGCCAACCCCUUUUUACCGAAACUUAUACUACGACAAAGCUCACCACUGUUUUAAAGAAUUGCGCAGAUGCCUCACUGAUUUGUUAGACAAGUAUCAGCAAAGAAGCUGUAUCGGCACAUGUCAGUUAAGCGACGAAAAUAAAAAACGUUCCAAGUUUUCAAACCUAUAUAAUGCGAUCACAAGCUCCCUUCUCGACCUUGGUUUGUGGAGCGCCGUCCUGGCUGUUGAGGUACUUCUAAAAAUUGAUCCAGAGGGUACGAAACCCCCAGUGGACAAUGAGGAUACUAAUGACGAACAAAGGUUUUUGAAAGAAGCUUACAACAUCUUGAAGAGUUUUGUGCCUGGAGACUCCGUCAGCAGCAUAUCAAGCCCCGAGGAUGCCAAAAAGGCUGUCAAUUCUGGGUUACUAACUUCAAAAGUUAAAGCAUUACUCAAAAUUCUAGUGAGAUACAGAAAUGUUGAGCCUUUUCGAUGCAUGAUUUUUGUUGAGAGAGUGGUCGUGACACAGGUGCUUGCCAGGCUCCUGAGCACCUUUAAAUUGAAUGUGUUAAUCUGUACAUCAGUUGCCGAGGAGGGUCUCGACGUGCAGUCGUGCAAUUGCGUCGUGAGGUUUGAUAUUUGUCGGACCCUUAGGAGCUUUAUUCAGUCGCGUGGCCGGGCACGGAAACGAGACGCAACCUAUAUGUUUCUUCUUGAAAGGGGUAACCUGGAGCAGGAGAGCCUGCUGAUGGAACUGGUAAACAGUGAGGAGCUUAUGAGGGCCGAAGCAUUAUCCCGAAUGAGCAAAACUAUUGAAAUAACGCCAUUGAUCGACGCGGACUUGGACUUCUUUUACACGACCUCUGGAGCAUGCAUUAGCACCGAUGGUGCAGUAUCUUUUAUCUACAGAUACUGCAGCCAACUCCCAGGGGACAGAUACUACAAUCCCAAACCAGAAAUCGAAGUCACUAAAUGUGAAUCUGAUAACGAGGAGUUGUUCUCGUGUACAAUAACGUUUCCUCCGAAUGCCCCUCUUCAUGUACUCACAGGGCCUCCAAAGCGAAACAAGCAGCUUGCGAAGAAGGUAGCAUGUCUUGAGGCAUGCCGGCAGCUGGACGCUUUGGGGGCACUAGGCGAACGCCAUCCACCUGAGGUCCGCGAAGAAAAGAUGGCUUCGGAGGGUCCGGGACUAGGCUCUACGAAGCUCAAGGAGCUAUUUCCGUCUAUCAAGUCCACUACUUACCAGAGACAAUGGAUAACGACCUCGACGGAUAUAAUUUUGCAUAUCUAUGCUCUCAUAUUCCAUCCGGAGGAGAAUGGCUCAACGUAUACAAAUUUUGGUCUUUUAUUUGAUGCCGCCCUUGAUGACGACGUCGGGAAUAUUGAAGUUAAUCUCUAUCUCACCAAGAACAGAGCUGUGAAAGCGAAACUUUCCUCUGCUGGGCAACGUCGGGUAGACUCUGUCCAGCUUGCUGCAGCGAAAGCUUAUCAAGAGAUCAUGUUCAACGGAGCGUUCAGCAGGUUGGUGUUUCGGGAGGAUAAGAACGACAGGACACUGGCAACGUGCUUGCUUUCCUCCACUGAGAAAGCGAAUGAAUUGUGGUCGGAGACGUACUUGUUGCUACCUAUUCUUGAUGGGAGCUGUGAUAUCGACUGGAACAUCGUAACACGCUGUGCAGACGCUGCCAAGUUGCUACCAAGUCUGUGCUCCGAGCUGAACAAGACCGAGGUCUGUAUGGAGAGACCCGAUGCCGGUCUUAUUUACACAGCUAGUGGCCCUGUGAGUCCCGGCGCGCUACAAGACGCUGUCGUGCUUACAGUACACACAGGAAAGCUCUUCUCCAUUGUCGAAGUUUUGGAGGAUUUAGGAGCUCAGUCGACGUUUAAAGAAAACGAAGAGUCCGAGCCGUGCACUUACGAGGAGUUCUAUCUUAGAAAGCAUGGGCGAUUGUUGCGAUAUCAAACGCAACCUUUUCUACGAGCCAAACCAACGCAUGCCGUUCACAACCAUCUGCACGAGCCAGAUCGAAACAACAAACAAAAACCAGCUGCCAUCGUAAAAAACUUUGUGGAGAUUCCACCAGAGCUUUGUCUCGUUCUUGGCGCAAGGAGUUCAAUGAUUCGAUCUUUAUAUCUGGUGCCUUCGUUUAUGUAUCGCUUUACCGCGUACAUCAUCUCCUCCGAACUUCGGACAAAGUUCACAAAGCAUUUUCCAUGUGCUCACGCUUCCAAGAUCCUCGAGGCACGCACAAGCUUGCGUUGUCAAGACGGUUUCUCAUACGAAGGUCUCGAGCUGCUCGGAGACUCGGUUCUCAAGUACGCUGUAACCAGGAAAUUAUAUCUUCUUCAUUCGACCAUGCACGAAGGUGAACUGUCCGAUCGAAGGUCUCAUGCCAUAUGCAAUUCAACACUUCGCAAGCUCGCCGUAGCACAAGAUUUACCGAUGUAUGUUCGGGACGAGCCUUUCUACCCGUCCUACUGGGUCGGAGCGGGUAUGUACCGCCAGAGAAGCAGAAAAUGCUGCUGUCGACUGGACAACCUUGUGACAAAAGAAUCAAGCAAGCCAAGACCGACAGAUGCUACGUACUACGUCGGGAAAACUUGCGGACAAGGCCAUCGAUGGAUGUGCUCCAAAACCACGUCGGAUGCUUUAGAAGCUUUGAUCGGGGCGUAUACUGUUGGAGGGGGCUUCGAUGGUGCUUUGGAGUUCAUGAAAGCACUGCAAGUAGAUGUGGAUUUCGACAGUGGUUUAAUCGCAGCGAGCCAGCAUCGCCCUGUUCCUUUGGAUGCAGUUCAGUUUCAUAUGCCUGCCUUGCUUUCGUUAGAGAAAGAACUCUGUUACACGUUCCAGAACAAGGCGCUUCUGCUGGAGGCGAUCACGCAUGCUUCUACACCGGAUACGGUUUUCUGCUACCAGAGGUUGGAGUUCAUCGGGGAUGCUGUCCUUGAUUUUCUUGUGACUCGACACCUAUUUACGUCACACCCCGGUUUAAGCCCGGGAUUGCUCUCGGACCUCCGCUCAGCAUCUGUCAAUAACGACUGUUUAGCUCGCGUUGCAGUGAAGCAUCGACUGCACUCGUACCUUCGACACGGCUCCGCAGAACUACGAGCAAAGAUAAAUUCAUUUCUGGAUGUUUUAGACAGAGAUCCGGAAUGCAGUGUUAUGUUUGGGUUCAAAGCUCUUUCGGGGCCAAAGGCCCUGGCAGAUAUUGUGGAAAGUGUAGCGGGGGCAAUACUUGUGGAUUCCGGCUUUGAUUUCGAGAAGCUGUGGGUUGUAUUGAAGCGGCUUUUGUCACCGUUUGUGACACCGGCGACGCUCUCAUUCCAUCCGGUUAGAGAGUUUCACGAAUUGUGCAGUUAUAAGAGCUGGGAAUUCGAAUGGGUCCAAUCAAGCUCUGGUGCCACAGCAGAGAUACUUUUAAAAGCUGGUGAGCAAAGGUUCACCGAAGUUUCAAGCAUUAAGAACAAGAAAGAUGCACGGAAAGACGUAGCAGAAAAACUGCUGACGAUGCUUAAGGACCUUGGCCAUCGGCAUCCUCGUUGGGACUCUUUAACUCAAGAAGAAGAUGGUGUUCCUUCACACGAAAAUGCAUUGGAAUUGAAGGGGAUGCAAGAUGAACAAAUGCGACCUAGAAGUGGAGCAAACGAGGAGCAGACUAUAUGCAACAUGGAAAUUACCAAUUUCUCUGGACAAGAGGUUUCAGAACAGCUGCCACUUCAAAUUGAUGUAACUGAGGAGCAGAUGACAUGCAACUUGACAAUUACUGAUUGCUCCGGACAGGAUGCUUCAGAAAAGAUUGAUAUAACUGAGGAGAAGAAUACACGGAACGUGGAAACUACUGAUUACUCUGGACAAGUUGAACACAAUCAAGCUCAUACUUCGUCCAAAAGUUUUGUACCAAUUCGCAACCUGGACGUUGAUUUAGAGUCACUGACUGCGGUAACAACAGAGAUGACGAACUGUGCGAUAGCUCUCCUGCAAGACUUUUGCAGCCAGAGAAAGCUGGGAUCACCGAAAUUCGAGGCAAAGGAAAGGCGUGGAGUGGCUCAAGGACGAUGGUUCUCAUUCACUGUGUCAGUGGAAAUCCCUGGCGAAGGUUUCUUGGAACAAGUGAGCUGCUUCAUGGCCAACAAAGAGAGAGCAAUGCGCGAUGCUGCCAAGAAGAUGCUACAGCGGCUAAGCAGCUUUGCGUCAAGCAGCUGAGAAACGUUUGCAAACUCAGGCAAAAGUGUUCGCUUUUCUCCAGCACACUCCUCUCAAGCCGCAGUUUCUUCAUGCUUGUGCUGUCCAAACCUUGGCACAGAGGGAACUAUGUGUGUCUAACUAAGAAGCUUAUUAAAUCCUCAAAUCUCUUCUUGGAACUCC